AACUAAAAGUGAAAUUUCGACUUUUGGCAUUAGACUUUAGGAAAUUUAUUCUGCGGUUGAAAUUCGAUUAUAACAACACAAAAUUUUGAGUUUCAAACAAUAUUUAAAACAUUCGCAGAUUAGAAGGGGGGCCAUCUUUUAUCAAUAUGAAGCAUGAAAAAUUACGAAGAUAUCGUGUGAAACAAAGUGUUAACCUUGUAGAAUUGAUAAGGAACAGGCCAAGAAAUCAACCAUAUGGUUUUCAUCGUUCUAGUUGUAGCACCAGACGAAAUUUAAGAGGCAGAGAUAAUGUCAUAGUUGAUAGAAGAUUCCGCAGUUCAAGUCUUGGUCACAAUCAAAAUCAAUCUUUUCUGCCAAUUCACAAUCAACAAGAAGCAAAAGUUUUCGGAAGGGACUCUUAUUCUUUAACCUCAACUGUGUGUAAUUCUCGAAAGAACAGUGUUGGUAGUAUAUGUGAAGAAUGCCAUCAAAAGAUUAACUCUCCCCCUAACCAAGAGCAUACAGUACCAGAACCAGAAGCGCAAGCAACUACGCUGCCAUGUGGAUUUGUGAAUGGUCUUUGCAGAGCUUCAACUAAAGACUUAAAUGAAACAAAAUUUUGUCAAGGAAAAAAUGAAGAUGCAAAACCAAGUUGUAUUAAUGGAACACAAUUUAAAUGUGAAAAACAAUGUAGUGAUGUCUGUAGGAAAGAUUUUUUGGUGCAGCCAAACAAAAUUCAAUCUUCAGAAAAUGAUAAUAAUUCGCCGAAGCUAUGCCAACGUUCAUCCGCAGCUUUUAAUUUUUUUGAUUCUAAUGGAAGCGACGAGGUCUUUUCCAUAAACGAGGUAUCGGCUACUGGAAAUACUCCUAAUAACAGUCACUCAACUUUGCAAAACCAAUCUAAUACUUUGUUCAUCGAACAUGCUUCUAGUACAGAAGUAUUAGCGGAUGAAGAAGCAGGCGGCGACGGACAUCACAACAAUUCUGUCAUCGAAAUCGAAAUAACGUUGCAUUCCAGUAAUGAUAAUAAUUCUGACGAGGAGGUCGAAGGGGAUGAAGAUGAACAUAUGGAGUUCAGUGAAUAGGGAAGCGCGUGAGCGUAUUUCAUACCUCCAAAAGAGAUAAUAAAGAGCAGCGUUUAUAAAAGUUUUCUAAACUUAACGAUCAUAAACAUAAAAACAUGCAUGGUACAUGGUACGGUACAUACGAGUACAAAGUUCGAAGCAUAAUGGUUUUAUAAGUUUCGAUAAAUACACAUUUUAAGCCUAAAAGAUCAA
Messenger RNA from Anastrepha obliqua, 1256 nucleotides. RefSeq lists its product as uncharacterized. The transcript has a single exon. The record is from RefSeq and is a predicted model, not a curated record. Lineage: Eukaryota; Metazoa; Arthropoda; Insecta; Diptera; Tephritidae. Bases 147 to 1064 code for a protein of 305 amino acids.